Penicillium coprophilum is the source of this 261-nucleotide messenger RNA. RefSeq lists its product as uncharacterized. NCBI's taxonomy places the organism in Eukaryota, Fungi, Ascomycota, Eurotiomycetes, Eurotiales, Aspergillaceae. The transcript has 2 exons. Bases 1 to 261 code for a protein of 86 amino acids. The record is from RefSeq and is a predicted model, not a curated record.
AUGAAGAAUAGAAAGUAUAUCUAUGGCCGCAGUAGUCUCUAUCAUACUAGUGGCGCGAGAGACAACGCUUUAACCGGCACCAACGGCACUGCUGCCGAUGGGAAAACCGCUGUUGGCACGGCUGGAAAUGCUCUCGAUUCUCCCCCAAGUGGGGCAGUUUCACGCCCAGAGCACCUUCGGGAUAAUGGCAGCGCUUUCAAGUACAUGAUACUGGCAAUGGUCUUAACAGUCUUACCAAGACAGUGGUAUGAUCACACCUAG